Messenger RNA from Capsicum annuum, 2175 nucleotides. Its product is annotated as disease resistance protein RPV1-like. The coding region runs from base 1 to 2175 and encodes 724 amino acids. The record is from RefSeq and is a predicted model, not a curated record. The transcript is spliced from 4 exons. Gene Ontology annotation, biological process: defense response. NCBI's taxonomy places the organism in Eukaryota, Viridiplantae, Streptophyta, Magnoliopsida, Solanales, Solanaceae.
AUGGGAAGAGACAUUGUAAGGCAAGAAUCAACCAGGGAUCCUGGAAAACGUACUCGCCUGUGGCAUUACAAAGACUGUAUCACAGUCUUAGACGAAAAGACGGGUGCAUAUACUAUACAAGGAUUAAGCCUCUGUAUUUCAAUGAACAAAGAUAAACCACCCAGGACAUUUUCUGACAGAAACAUAGCAAGAGAGUACCUUUUGGAGUAUGCUCGUAAGAUUAGAGAAGCAAAGAUUACCUCUGAAACAAAUCCAGUAAAGAGGCGUCGCCUUAGCAGUUUCUUCCCUUGGUCUCCCCGAGAUUCUGCAGGAUCCACUCGUCUAGAGUUAGAACCAAAACAACAGGAGUUCGAUACAGAUGCAUUUUCAAUGAUGCAUGAACUAAGACUGCUCCAACUUGAUAGUACAUCACUCAAGGGAAGUUACAAGGAAUUCCCCAGGAAGCUAAGAUGGCUCUGCUGGCGCAAAUUUCCACACAGACAGAUAGAUGAUGAUAUGCCAUUGGAGAGCCUGGUUGUUCUACAGAUGCGCUACAGCAGGCUGGAGCAGAUCUGGAGUGGAACUAGGUUUCUAAGACUCUUGAGGAUCCUUGAUCUCAGUAAUUCGUGUAACCUUUCUAGAAGUCCCAACUUUACGGAGUUUCCUAAUCUCGAGAGGUUAUAUCUGAAGUAUUGCACAAAGCUGAUAGAGAUUGAUGAAUCAAUCUGGGGCUUGAAAAAGUUGUUUCUGUUGAACCUCAAGGGCUGUAAAAACCUCAGGAGACUUCCAACAAGUUUAGGUGAUCUUCAGCUGCUAGAAAGGCUUGUUUUGUGUUGGUGCUCCAAACUUGACUGGUCAUCCUUACCAUGGGGAAACAUGCAAUCUCUGAAGCAACUCUAUGCAUGUGGGACUGCAAUAAAUCAAGCACCUUUUUCCACGGGUGACAAGAACUUAUUGAGGUCAGCCUUUUGGACAUUGGCGCCAACCCCAAGAGAUGGUUCUAACUCUCUUAGUUUCACAUUGGCUUCACUAUCACGGUCAUUGCAAAUUUUAAGUCUCGUUGACUGCAAAAUAACAGAUGAUGCAAUUCCAUAUGAUCUUGGUAACCUAUUUAUGCUGCAAGAAUUGAUUCUUAAUGAAAACCCAAUCACUAGCCUACCUAAGGGAAUCAAAUAUCUUCCUCGCCUUCGAUCGCUUCAGCUGGAGCGUUGUGAAAAGCUUCAGUUUCUUCCAGAGCUUCCACAGACUUUAAAGUCCUUGAGUGUCCAUGAAUGCAAAUCCUUAGAAGUGAUAACAAAUUUACCAAACUCGUUGACAUCCUUACUGUUUCUUGGAUUUUACUGUGGAAAACUAAGAGUGGUUGAGGAACUGUUCCAAUUAAAACCCAUCGGGAGUUUCGAUUCUAAAUUGACUGAUAUGUUCGGCCUGAUAGACAUAGAAAUCCUAAAAAAGGUCCAUGUAAAUUUGUACAACUUCCUCACCUUGACAAGAAGGAUAGAACCGAUUCAGGGUCUCUAUGAGUUUGGAAUUUUCAGCACUUUUCUUCCCAAAACUGAGAUGCCACCAUGGUACGCAUACAGAAGCAUGGGAAAUCCAAUACGUAUCAAUGUGCCUUCAGUACCUGAUCUCCACAUUCAUAGUUUAAAUAUUUGUAUUAUCUACAAAGAUAGUGACAUAAGCACCACAGAGAAUAAAGAUAGAUUAUGGAAUGAAAAUCGAGUUAUGAUUAACAAUGAGACUAUGGAUGUAAAAUGGACCUAUAGUCCAGUGAUAAUGGGCAUUCCAUAUCAUGAUGAAGGUAUAACAUCGUUAAGCCACUGGAAGAUAGGGCAGUGCCUGGAUAGAGGUGAUAAAGUCAAGAUUUCUGUUGCAUUGAUGGAUGAGUUACAGUUGGAGGAGUUCGGAGUCCAAAUUGUGUAUGAGGAUGAUGAUGAGGGUACUAGACAAGUAUUUGCUUAUCAGUCUCAGCAUCAUCUCAUUAAUGGAGUCGACAUCUCUGCUUUUCAGGUGGCCAGAGAUUCUUACUUUCUAUGUCAUCAUGAUAUGGAUAUCUACCAAGAGAACUCAAAGAACGAUGGUUGGCGCACCAAUGGCUGGUUAGAUUUCUUGUUCAAGGACUCUGAAGAAGAUACAAAUACUGAUGCUCCAACUGCAGAUUCGGUACUAAAACAAGGAGAUGAUAAGAUGUUUCCAUGA